UUGACACACGUGUGGUGCACUCGUUGUGAAAGUCCGUUGGUUUUAUACUUAUUCUCGUAGCUAAGUGUUAAACUAAGCAAACCAAAAUGCCAAAAGAAAAGGUUGCUAAAAAGAGCCGACAACAUCAACAGGUUCAGAAACAAGGGAUAAACUUUAACCGUGACUUUGGACAACACAUCUUGAAGAACCCCCUGGUUGUCAAUAGUAUGGUUGAAAAGGCAGCACUACGGCCCACAGACGUGGUGUUGGAGGUGGGGCCUGGUACUGGAAACAUGACCGUUAAAUUACUUGAAAAAACAAAAAAGGUUGUGGCUUGUGAGAUUGACCCCAGGCUUGUGGCUGAACUUCAGAAACGUGUUCAAGGAACUCCAAUGGCCACCAAACUCCAAGUCAUGGUCGGUGAUGUGUUAAAAACUGAUCUUCCCUUCUUUGAUGUGUGUGUGGCAAAUUUGCCAUAUCAGAUUUCAUCCCCUUUUGUAUUCAAACUUCUACUUCACAGACCAUUCUUCAGGUGUGCAAUCCUGAUGUUCCAGAGAGAGUUCGCUCAGCGUCUGGUGGCCAAACCUGGCGACAAGUUGUACUGCAGACUCUCUGUAAACACACAGCUUUUGGCCAGAGUGGAUCAUCUGAUGAAGGUGGGAAAGAACAACUUUCGCCCUCCUCCUAAAGUGGAGUCCAGUGUGGUCAGAAUAGAACCCAGAAAUCCACCUCCUGCAAUCAAUUUUCAGGAAUGGGAUGGCUUGUUAAGGAUAUGUUUUGCCAGAAAGAACAAGACCAUUGGAGCAGCUUUCAAGUUCUCCUCUGUGUUGGAUUUACUGGAGAAAAAUUACAAAGUCCACUGUUCUGUGAAAAACAUACCUAUUGCAGCAGAUUUCAACGUUAAAGACAAAGUGGAGGAACUCCUUCAGAAAAAUGGUACCGACAAAAAACGAGCAAGGACAAUGGACAUUGAUGAUUUUAUAUCAUUACUACACAGUUUCAAUGUAGAGGGAUUCCAUUUUUCCUGAUCCAAAUCCGAAGACAAUUUCCAAAAUCACCGCGGUAAUUAUAAAACAAUGGCUUGUGUUGACCUGGAUCUUUCCCCACUAAUUCGAGCCUAUUCACAAUGAAGGUUGGCAGAAAUGAUUGGUCCUGUAUCAGAUCACAUGAUCCACACU
Liolophura sinensis is the source of this 1157-nucleotide messenger RNA. Its product is annotated as probable dimethyladenosine transferase. Gene Ontology annotation, molecular function: rRNA (adenine-N6,N6-)-dimethyltransferase activity. Gene Ontology annotation, biological process: rRNA methylation. The transcript has 12 exons. Lineage: Eukaryota; Metazoa; Mollusca; Polyplacophora; Chitonida; Chitonidae. Bases 87 to 1007 code for a protein of 306 amino acids. Gene Ontology annotation, cellular component: nucleolus. The record is from RefSeq and is a predicted model, not a curated record.